ACUGCGCUGCGCGAUUCUGUUUUUUUUUGACAGCUAUCGGCUGAAAGCAAAAAGAUGUGCUUUUGAGUUUGUUCCUGCACUGUUUUAAAAAUAUUUUCCUGCAAAAAUGCUGCUUUCCAAAGUUAUUUCUUUUUCAAUACCGCAAAAGUUUACGCUGACCGGUUUGCUGCAAGUCCGAGCCAAAAACUACUUGAAUCGGCCCCGGUUACGAAACCCGGUGUGGUUUGUCCGCAAAGAACGAACGGUUCACGAUGAGCUCAUUACGCCGGAAAAUACAUCGUUUGUAAAAGAGGUCCUGUACGAGCGAUACGGUCCUUCAGCGCUGAUCAAGGGCGUGCUGACGUUCGAUCAAUCCAAAUCGUCCCUGAUAAAAUCGGAAGAGCUGCCUCCCGUUCAGUGGCAACCUGGAAUGAAAAGAACCGGUGUGAUCGCCAAGAAAAUUGGCCAAUAUCCCCUUUGGAGAAAGGACGGCACCAAGAUCCGGACAACACUACUUCAGAUAAUAGAUAAUCACGUCGUAAAGUAUAUUCCUCCGGAGGAGUUUGAACCGCCACGUGAGCCGAACCAAAAAAGGAACUGGAAAAAUCCGUACGGUUGUCUGCUUGUUGGUGCAGAAAGCAGAGAUCCGUCCAUAUUUACCAAGGAAUAUUGUGGCCUCUUUAAAGAUUCUGGCGUGAUUCCAAAGCAGCAUUUGUGUCGGUUCAUAAUUUCUCCAGAAGCUCGCAUUUUACCGGGAACUCCACUGAAUGUUACCCAUUUUCGGGUCGGCGACUUUGUUGAUGUUCGUGGCAAAACCGUUGACCAUGGUUUCCAGGGCGUCGUGAAGCGGCACAGUUUCAAAGGAAUGCCUGCAUCGCACGGAGUUACCAAAACUCACCGAAGGCCCGGUAACAUUGGUGCGGGAGGCGCAAAAGCCCGCGUGUGGCCCGGAACAAAAAUGCCCGGCCACAUGGGCAAUCGCUGGCGCAAUCUGAGGGGUUUGAAAAUCUGGCGCAUCAACACAAAGUACAACGUCAUGUGGGUACAGGGCAGUAACAUUGCGGGCGAUACCAACGGACUUGUGUACAUCUACGAUACGAUUUUGCCGCUAAGGAAAUACAAGGAAGCGCCCGCAUUCCCAACGCAUUUUGCCUCAGAAAACGACUCGUAUGCUGAUGAAGAUUUUUGGCACGAGGAUAUCCACAAUUUCAAAGAUGGUUCCAUUACGUUCAAAGAAGAAUAAACCAAUUUUAGAGAUAUGUUUCUUAGUCGGUUAA
Molecule: messenger RNA, 1256 nt
Organism: Culex quinquefasciatus (southern house mosquito)
Lineage: Eukaryota; Metazoa; Arthropoda; Insecta; Diptera; Culicidae
Gene: mRpL3
Product: 39S ribosomal protein L3, mitochondrial
Exons: 5
Coding region: 107-1222 (371 amino acids)
Biological process (GO): translation
Cellular component (GO): mitochondrial large ribosomal subunit; ribosome
Molecular function (GO): structural constituent of ribosome
Source: RefSeq, a predicted model, not a curated record